Messenger RNA from Podarcis lilfordi (Lilford's wall lizard), 6256 nucleotides. Lineage: Eukaryota; Metazoa; Chordata; Lepidosauria; Squamata; Lacertidae. The record is from the annotation of a GenBank genome assembly.
AGGAAUGACACCCUGCGGAGUUGCGAAAGGGAGAAGGCGGCCGCCGGCCGCCGGUGCAACGCUGCGCUGUGAAUACAUGUUUGCUGGUGUGCAUUGAGUCAAGAAGUGCUGUUUGCACGUUCCCGUAACAGUUAUUUUAGCAGGAUUGUCCCAUUUCUGGAGGAAAUGGGGGCGUGGCAGACUGGGAGUUUUGCAAGCGUGGUUUUAUGCUCCCCUGUUUUUGUAUGUAAUUUGUCGUUGUAAUGGGUAAUGUGUAUUUAUAAUUGCAUUUUCUAUCGCUGUAACCCGCCCUGGGCAAUGCCCUCUUUCCCCGAGAAUGAGAUCCCAAGGGUUAAAGCGGCAGAGCUGCAUUUUUACAGAGAGGCUUGGACAUCUGGGAAGAAAGCUACCCAUCGUCUUUUCCUGUAGCUGAUAGGAAACUCGGUGGUUUGUGGGGCUUUCUCCCCUUCGUGGGGUUUUUAAAAUAGAUAUAUUUAUAAAUAUUGCUAGCCUCUGGGCAAUUUGGGCUGCAGAGAUUUCUUGAAAAGGAGGUUGCAUCACCAAGGCGGCGGCUGGCUGGUGCAGGGAAAGAGAGAGCGAAAAGAGGUGCGUUGAUGGAGGUAGAGGAGGAAGGGGGCGGUUGGGGAAAAGGAGAAGCUCUCCCUGCAGAGGAGGCAUUUGAAAUGACACAGGAGAAGCGAAGACCCGGCAGUGCGAAGGGGAAACUGCUAACAGCUCCCUGAUCUCCUUCCCCGCCUGCCUGCCUGCCUGCCCGCCUGCCACCCACCAGAAUGCAAACCGAGGGGGGAGAAGGGGACUAGAUCCCCAGCUCUGAAACAGAAUGAAGCCCAAUCUCAGGAUGCUUUGGAUGGAAAUAAAUAAAUAAAUCAUUAUGGAAUGUCAGUCUGACUCUCAGAAAUCGAAACAAAUUGUAGUGUAACCGACUAAAUUAAUAUUAUCAAAAUUAAUGGGCCAAAAUUAGUCAUGUCAGUUAAUUUCAGUAGGUCAGCUCUCAGUAGAAAUAACUUUGGGAUACCAUCCCAAGUUAAGAAAUCGUAUACCGUAUAUCUUUAAAGUAUCACUUUAAAAAUAUCAUUGUAUUGUGUUCUUCAUAGAUUUAGCAUCCUUGCAUGUAUAGUGGUCAACUUAUUUUGCAGGACUUGGCUCCCAUGUUUCUACCAGCAGCUUGCUCUGGUUAGGACUGUGUGGAUAGCCUGGGGCCCUCCUCCAGAUCAGUGCUGGUCAGUCAGCAAAGCCAGGGAUGAUGAAGUUGUAGUUUGGCAACAUCUGGAGGGCUAUAGCUACCCAGCCUCUGGUCUAUACAUACAUUUGUAUUGAUUUGUUUAAGAUGUUUGUAAAUGGUCCACACACAUAAAAUAUAAAAGUGCUGCAUAGCAGGUACAACAAAACCUAAGAUCCCAUGAAAACACUAGCCUUUGUCAUUGUAUUUAUAUGUUGUUUGAAUUUCAUUCAUGUUUUGUAUGGUGCUGCCCCGCAACCUUUUGACAAAAUUUGACAAAUUUUCUUUGGGAAAAUUAUAAUGGAACAAAUCCACCUGCUUAUUUCAGAAACUUUUUGAGGGAGGCUGCAGUGCUUUUUCUCUGGGAAAUGGAGAAUUUGGUUCGGGUUCGAUGCCCGGAGAUCUGUGCUCGGGUCGUGACCCUGGUGAAGGAUUUCCUGCUGAGGCAGCAGGAGAAUGAAAGAUGGGGAGCUCAGGUGAAGAGGUAUGCAAGCCCCAAAGCUUUUGCAGUACAGUCGUACCUUGGUUCUUGAAUCCAUUCCAGAACUCUGUUCGACUUCUGAAAACGGUUGAAAACCAAGACACGGUUUCCAAUCGGCUGCAGGCGCUUCCUGCACUCAAUCGGAAGCUGCAGAAGCCGUGUCGGACAUUCAGGUUCCCAAGAACAUUCGAAAACCAGAAGACUUCUGGGUUUUCGGAGUUUGGGAGUCAAAACGUACAGGUACCAAGGUGUUCGAGAACCAAGGUACAACUGUACUGUAUUGAAAGUGGGUUUGUGUGUGACUGCCCUGAUAGCAUAAUGAGCGCAAAUAAUAUUGAACGCAGAAUAAAAACGUCUGGUCGUGUACUGCCUCUGAAGCUAGAGGUUCCAUUUACCUAUGAGUAGCAGCCAUGUUAGUCUCCAUUGAAAAAUAUGGCCCAUCCUGCUUUUCAGUUUUCUAUUUCAAUUCAUACUGUGAUAGCAUUAGGUGGGAGAAGUGUGUCUUUUGGGGUCACGAUUCUUUAUUAUAAAAGGUUGCCUUUAAAAUACACACACCACACCUUUCUGUUCCUAAGCCUUUCUGCUCCUUUCUGACUCAUGAUUCUUAAUGUUUAACUGCAGGCAGUGGCCACAAACCUUUCUGAUACCAAGCUGCCUCCCUCAGACACUGAGCAGGAGCAGAACUUAAAGCAGGAGAAAGAUGAGGACAUGGUCUCACUCGGUAAGGAUUUAUUUUCCCCAGGCACUUAAUUUUUAAAAUGAGAGGGGAUGGAGCUUUAGAUUACCUAGAUGUUCCACUGUGCCCACUUAGGACAGGAGCGGAGAAGUUUUUUAGCUCAUGGGCCACAUUCUCUCAUGAGAUAUCUCCAGGUGAAGCCACAGGCAAAAGUGGGCAGAUCAAUGAAAUUAACCCGUACAUCCUCUAUAGUAGACUACAUUCCAACUCUGCAGGGGGCAGAUAAUUCUUCUCUUAACUCUGCACCAGGCAAGUAGAGGGAUGCAUUCCAGCAAUGUAAAAACCUUGGUGGGGUGGGGACAGAGAGGAGUGGGAGAAUUCCCAAGGUUGGAUAGAGAGGCCUGGACAGCCACAUUUAAUUCUUGGUUCCUAAGGUUCCCCACUCCUCCCUUAGGAAUUUUUGCUGUAGAGGGAAGAAAUCUGCACAUGUUCAGGGAUGCUCCUACCAGGGGCUGUGCAUACUGCACCGAGAACACUUGAAAUCUGCUAACCUGCAUGAACUGGACAAGCUAACAUUACAUUCUUUUUAUUUUCAUAUGAUCAGCAAUGCUUUAUUAUUUUUCAGCAACUUUUAUUAGGUUUUACUCACCAUGAGGCAUGGGGCUGUUCAAGACACUGGAUCCCUUUUCCAACUCUAUAAAAAAUAAUAAUUAGGUGCAACAACAGGCACCAUACACAGCAUUUAAAUUGUAAGGUAAAGGUACCCCUGCCCGUACGGGCCAGUCGUGUCCGACUCUAGGGUUGUGCGCCCAUCUCACUUAAGAGGCCGAGGGCCAGCGCUGUCCAGAGACAUUUCCGGGUCACGUGGCCAGCGUGACAAAGCUGCUCUGGCGAGCCAGCACCAGCGCAGCACACAGAAACGCCGUUUACCUUCCCGCUAUAAAGCGGUACCUAUUUAUCUACUUGCACUUAGGGGUGCUUUCGAACUGCUAGGUGGGCAGGAGCUGGGACCGAAGACGGGAGCUCACCCCGCCGCGGGGAUUCGAACCGCCGACCAUGCGAUCGGCAAGCCCUAGGCACUGAGGUUUUACCCACAGCACCACCCGCGUCCCGAUUUCAAUUGUAGUUACACCAUAAUUACAUUGUGUUAUUGGCAGCUUGAUUUUUUGAUUGCUCUCUGAAAGAUUCCUAAUGCGAGUUCUGCUUUUUGUGCUGUGCUGAUGCUUCCAUGCAUGUGCUGCUGGGCUCUAGUCUAGGGGUUGGACAGAACAUGUGGUUCUCCAGUUUUUGCUGGGCUUCAAUUCUGAUCUUCCCAGUCUAUUGACCAUGUUGACUGGGGCUGAUGGUUACUGGAAUUCAACAACAUCCAGAGGGAGGCAUGUUAGUUGUUCUUGGCUUUUUGUCAUGAUAAAUUAGUUAGUCUUCAAGGUGACCCCAAGCUCUGUUCUUUGGGGCCCUUCGUUAUUUAAUUCCAUGGCUGAAGGUUUCAUUAGCUGCAACACCACAAAGCUCAAGGGUUGGAUUCAUGACAUCAAGGUUUUCUGCUUUUCUCAGCAGGUGAUGGAAAGCUGAGUGAGAAGAAGAACGAGGACCAGCUCAGCCUGGAAGAAUCUGAGGCAGACGGAGCACCUCUUGGAGGAGACAACUGGGACAUCCAUGAGAUGGUAGAAACACCUGGAAGUCGUCAGGACUCAGAUGGGCAUGGGAAACAGAAGGACAUCCCUGUUCCUCCUUAUGACCAGGGAGACAAUCCCUACAACUGCUUAGCCCUCAUGGUGCGUGAGAGGUCCCACACUGGCAAGAAACCAUUCACCUGCCUGGACUGCAGGAAGAACUUCCACCGGAGGUCGGGUCUUUUGGCGCAUGAGAGGACACACAUGGGAGAGAAGCUGUACAAAUGCACAGAGUUUGGGAAGAAUUUGAGCCAGAGCUCGAGUCUUUUGGCCCAUGAGGGGACCCAUACGGGAGAGAAGCCAUAUCUGUGCACCAAGUGCGGGGAAAACUGUGAAUGCACGCAUUUGUGUUUUACCGCAAUGCCAAGGAGGAAAGACAUCAGCAAUGCUCUUAGAGAAGCAAUUGUUGCUGCCCAUGAAACUGGGAAGGAUUAUAAGGCCAUCUCCAAACAAUUUAAAGUCCAUCAUUCUACAAUCAGAAAGAUUAUUCAGAAGUGGAAAACAUUCCAGACAGUUGUCAACCUUCCCAGGAGUGGACGUCCCUGCAAAUUCACCCCAAGGUCAGACCGUGCAAUGCUCAGAGAAAUUGCAAAAAACCCAAGAGUUACAUCUCGGGCUCUACAGGCCUCAGUUAGCACGUUAAAUGUUAAAGUUCAUGACAGUACGAUCAGAAAAAGACUGAAUAUGCUGGGAAGAGUUGUCAGGAGAAAGCCUCUUCCCUCUAAAUAGAACAUGGCAGCACAGCUUAGGUUUGCAAAGUUGCAUCUGAACAAAUCACCAGACUUCUGGAACAACGUCCUUUGGACACACGAGACCAAAGUGGAGAUGUUUGGCCAUAGUGCACAGUACCAUGUUUGGCGAAAACCAAAUGCAGCAUAUCAGCACAAACAACAUACUAACUGUCAGGCGUGGUGGUGGAGGGUUGGUGAUUUGGGCUUGCAGCCACAGGACCUGGGAACCUUGCAGUCAUUGAGUUGACCACGAACUCCUCUGUAUACCAAAGUAUCUUAGAUUCAGUUGGGAGGCCAUCUGCCUGACAGCUAAAGCUUGGUCGAAACUGGGUUAUGCUACAGGACAAUAAUCCCAAGCACACCAGUAAAUCUUCAACAGAAUGACUGAAAAAGAAAAGAAUCAAGGUGUUGCAACGGCCCACUCAAAGUCCAGACUUUGACCCAAUUGAAAUGCUGUGGUGGGACCUUAAGAGAGCUGUUCAUAAACAAAUGCCAGCAAACCUCAAUGAGCUGAAGCAACGUUGUGAAGAAGAAUGGGCCAAAAUUCCUCCACAACAAUGAGAGAGAUGGAUAAAGAAUUACUUCAUGUUAUUGCUGAUAAAGGUGGUUCUCCAAGCUGUUGAAUCAAAGGUGUACUUAGUUUUUCACACAUGGCUUCUACAUCUUGGCUUUAUUUCUGUUAAAUAAAUCACAAUGCGACAUAUUAUGUGCUGUUGUUCACCUGAGGUUGUAUUUACCUGAUAUUAAGACCUGCUAAGGAACAUGUUUUUUAUUAUGUCCUCAUGUGUAAAGCCACAUAAUUCAAAGAAGGUGUACUUUCUUUUUCCCAUGACUGUAUACCUCCUUUUCUCAUUGGCCACAAUCCUUUUCGGUCCCAAAUCUCUUAGGAUACUGUUUCCUGAGGUGGAAUUCAAAGUGCUUAAAAACAUCCAAAUGGUUGCUCCGUAUGAAUAAGUGUAUGGAGGAAGGGGGAAGUGGAUGAGAGAUUUUGGAAUCAGGGCCAUGGUAGACUUGAGGGUAGAUCAAGUAUUUAAGAUCAGCUGUAAAUGUCUCCCUCUGAUAACACUCUGAAGAACCCAUUUCCCAAAGCCCUCUUCCACUGGAGGGGGUGGGAAUAUAUUAAUAACACCAACCCUUCUUUUUUACCAAGAGUUGGAGAACCCCAGGCAGAGUAGCCCUGCAAGCCUUUUUUUAGUUUUUAUUUAUACUUUCCAAGUUUAUACAUUUCAUUGGUUUUACAUUAACAUUGAUUUAACAUUUAAAAGUUUGACUUCCUUCCCCCUCCCUUUCUGCAGUUCCUUAAAUUUAUUUUUUAAUAUCUUCUGCAUAUCCAAAUUCAUUUAAUUUGCUCAUUUAUUCAUCUUCUUUAAAUAUAUACUCUUAUGAAACUGCAUGUUAUUACAAUUAUCCUGCUAAUGUUUUUAUCUGUUUACAAUUUAUAUGUAAAUAUUCAAUAAACCAUUUCCAUUCUUUUAU